Messenger RNA from Nematocida homosporus, 390 nucleotides. Its product is annotated as large subunit ribosomal protein L27e. Lineage: Eukaryota; Fungi; Microsporidia. Gene Ontology annotation, biological process: translation. The transcript has a single exon. Gene Ontology annotation, molecular function: structural constituent of ribosome. The record is from RefSeq and is a predicted model, not a curated record. Gene Ontology annotation, cellular component: cytosolic large ribosomal subunit; ribosome. The coding region runs from base 1 to 390 and encodes 129 amino acids.
AUGUUUGCCAAAGAUGAAGUUGUUUUGCUCUUAAAAGGCCGAUAUGCAGGAUUUAAAGGUGUGAUAGUUGAAGAUAUAUCAAAAGUAAACGAUCGUAAUGUUGUGACUGUAAUUGGGUUAGAAAAGGUUCCUAAGCCUUUAACUGAGGAUAUGACUGAGCAUCAGAAGAAGAGACAUGGCAGUUUACGUGUCUUUAUUAAGAAGAUGAACGUUAGACACUUACUGGCUACUAGGCACGUAAUGGAGAACGUUUUUACUUCUGAGUUUAUCAUUAAGGACUUAACUGAUGUAUCAGAGCGAGUGGAGAUGAAGAAGGAGGCUGAGAAGCUUUUUAGGCUGGCUUAUGAGAACAAUCCCGGGCACUGGAUCUUCAAAAAGCAGAAGAUUUGA